Messenger RNA from Saxophila tyrrhenica, 264 nucleotides. RefSeq lists its product as uncharacterized. The transcript is spliced from 3 exons. Lineage: Eukaryota; Fungi; Ascomycota; Dothideomycetes; Mycosphaerellales; Extremaceae. The record is from RefSeq and is a predicted model, not a curated record. Gene Ontology annotation, cellular component: extracellular region. Bases 1 to 264 code for a protein of 87 amino acids.
AUGCAAUUCAAGCUCCUUGCUCUCGCCUUCGCCGCCAUGGCAUCGGCCAACCCUCUCGUCAAGCGCGCGGUCUGUCCAGCUGGCCAAACUCCGUCCUGCUGCCAGCUCGACGUUGACGGUGUUGUUGACACACCCUGCGAGUCGCCGGAUGGCACCCCAAAGAGCCAGGCAGGAUUUGAGCGCGCUUGCGCUGCGACCGGUACUACCGCCAUGUGCUGCACUCUUGUCGUUGAUGGCAUUGGUGUUAUCUGCAACGCUCCGUAA